Molecule: messenger RNA, 2076 nt
Organism: Varroa destructor (honeybee mite)
Lineage: Eukaryota; Metazoa; Arthropoda; Arachnida; Mesostigmata; Varroidae
Source: RefSeq, a predicted model, not a curated record
UACGAUUUUAUGAGCAAUUGACGUAAGUAUUUACGUUCAUUUUGGCCGACUAUGUUCUAUUACAAAUUCAUACUAUGUCUGUUUAUUAUAUAAUAACGACGUACGAACCUAUUUUCCAUCUACCGUACAACUUAAGGCUAUACAUGCAAGGGGACUUAUUUAUUUCUCCGUUGUAGGUAAAAUGAGUAAGCCGUAUGAUGUAUUUGCGUGCGAGACAACCUUCAACUUAAAUUCAGCCACUUUAAGAAAAAUCAAUAACACUCUAGUUGUAGACAAACAUGAACGUUUCUAGAGAGAAUUAGUGAAGAAAAAAAAACAUUGAUAAAACGAUUGGUUUUAAAUCGGCGGUUCGUCCUAGGUCUCUUUUCUUUUUUGUUCCAUUAUAAUGUAUAAUAUAAACAGCACUGCUUUUAUUAUCAUCGAUGCAUUGUAACCGAACUGUAGUUUACGUAAUCGUAUUGACGCGGUUCGGCCCUGAACUAAAUUGAAUGACAGUCAGAUAUUUGUCUGUUGUCGUCUGCUAAGGCGUGGGGAGGCUUCAGCUGGACCCACUAGCAUCCGCAUCUAUUUAGUUAAAAACACAUUUCUCGGUAGCGUUUAAUGUAAGAAGGCUUAGAUAGAUCGACAUCAAGGACGACGCCUUUCUCAUGGAUAUUUGUGUACUUGGGUACUAAAACAAUGCAGCCUUGUUCAAGUAAAAUCCUUCGUUGUGGACCUUGUGGAAAGACCUUUAAUGGCGAAGCGCCUUAUACUCAACAUAUGGUAUCCCAGAAACACAGAAAAAAACUUGCCAAUGACCCGAUGUCACCGCCGCCGCAGGAUCCUGUGAAGGUGCAGAAAAUCCUCAAUAAGGCUAAUAUUUAUUCUAUACCGCAGUUGUCGGUUGCCGGUAGUAGUGGACCGGCACCUAACUGCCAUUUGUCUAAGGAAAACUUUACGAAUGAGGAUGACAACAUGGACCACUCCUUGAACGCCGAGCAUCAUCAGAACUGUGUGAAGCAGGAGGCGGCGGCGGCGGCGGCGUCAUCAACAUCAUCAUCAAAAUCUACGAGUUUAAUAGACCAGACCCUCAAGCUAACCAAUCUAAACAGCGAAGCGGACCUUCUCGAACGUAUUUUGCAGCAUCACCAAAGGACUUUCCUGCUGUGUUCCGCAGACGAGCCCUUCGCGGAAUUCAUCCAAAGGCACAAAGUUUUCGAAACGCAGACAUAAGCAAAAAAUGACGUACAUUCCAGUGUAUUAUGUGAAAAAGUGUUUCAGUAUAUUGGGAGGUCCACGAUCUUGCUUCGGGUAUUAAGACUUUCAGUCGGUUUUUGCUUGAAUACAUGAUUAUACUAGAAAAAAAAUGUAUCAGUAAAGGUGAUUCUUGGGUGCCUAGAUCAAAUUGGUAUGCAAGUGAGACGUGACACCCUUAUUUAUUGUUGUAUUUACGUGGCAACGUGGAAAAUAUUGAAUCUGAAAUUUCACGGUCGGAUGAAGCGCAGAAGCUUCGUCUGAACUACAUCGUGCCGUAGCAGAUCAAACUUAUUCACCGGACUGCGAUCGCCCGGGACAAAAGAGUACGGUAAGAUUGUCCCAGAAGUAGUUCAUUGGGUUGAGCUGAUGACUAAUAUAAGUAAUUUAUUUUAGAUAGUACGCAGCGCAAUCUGUAUUGACAGCUGAAAACAGUAUUAGGAAUUCUCUGUGAAACAGAAGUAAUGAUACUUAUAAGAAGAAAGAUGUGUUUGGAAGUAUGGAAAUUUCGAAUUCUUAAAACGUACCCUUACCACUUAUAUUUGUGAAGGUAAUGUAGUUUCAAUUACUUUGUUGAAAAUUCAUAUGAAAAGAAAUAUUUUUGAAGAAGUAGAGAGCCUAAUUUAAAAAUUCAGUUGACCUCGUGAAAGUCAGACUGAUACAAGUACUCCUUCGUUACUAUAUUAAUAUUAGCAUCAAUAUGGAGGGCCGAGUACAAAUCACGUACGAGCUAGUAUAUAGCAGGGAUACUGGUGAGUAGUAUAGACACAAUAGCCGAUCGAAUGUGUCAGUCAAUUAUUGAGUCAUUUCUUAUAGAGAAAUACACAAUGUGUGAUCAUUACA